Messenger RNA from Penicillium bovifimosum, 591 nucleotides. RefSeq lists its product as uncharacterized. Lineage: Eukaryota; Fungi; Ascomycota; Eurotiomycetes; Eurotiales; Aspergillaceae. The record is from RefSeq and is a predicted model, not a curated record. The transcript has a single exon. Bases 1 to 591 code for a protein of 196 amino acids.
AUGCCUCCGAUCUUUACCGAAGUCCCAAAGACAACGGAAUCGUGGGCAAAUGCAGUCAGUCUGUCCGGAAACACAAUACAUCCCAACCAACGAGACCAAUGGGGCUCGGGCUCUAAUAUCAGCGAGGAGGAGUAUCUUUUGUUACGGGUAUUAUGGUCCUUCGAAGAGCAACUGGACGCCGAGAUGCGAAGCAAGUUUGGCUUGAAUGGCCGUUUCAAAACCGCGAGGCGAUGGCUGGGAAAGUUUGAGCCAUUUGCUAAAUACCUGGAACAAGUUGAAAGUGGGAGCCAGAUUCCCAAGUACGAUCCCCAGCAGUUGAACCCCGACGCCUGGGGGAGCGGCAUAUUCGAUAUCGCAGCCCAUGAGCAAUAUCGGAUCGUUACAACCAUAGCGUCGAGUACGACAACGACGGGGUCGAGGAAGCCGCUGGAUGAACAAACUAUAAAUGCCGCGCUUAUGGCAUUUCUAACAUCCAUUGCCAUGAAGCACUCCCUCACAAGCGAGGAAGAAUCUCAACACCGGCUACGUUGUCUCAACGAGCCCUCAUCCACCCCUCCGACUUCCACUUCCCAAUCUCCUGGUGGACUGUGA